CUGAGCUAUUUUCCUGUUGUUUCUGAAUGUCGGUUUCAUUUAGUUGAGGCCGGUUUAUAAAAGCCUAAACUCCACUCGUAGCUUCUCUAUUUCAUUUCUUAUCACUAAGAAGCCUGAACGAUGUAAGAAAACUGAUCUGAAGUCUGAAGUAAGAGAAUAUCGUGGUACCGAUGUGUUUUUGACAUAUCCAAUAAUUUGUCACCUUUUAAUUUAUUCGCUUAUCAAGCUAAUAUUCACCCCUUAAGACAAGAUCAUCUUCAAGAGAAGCAGGACUUUACUCCAGCAUUCAGAAGGAAAAGGGAUGGAAGGAUCAAAAUUAUUUUUAAUUCUCCAAUUAUGGCUUCAUUGCAAUAUCAUCCACGCUUGUACUUUAGGGCCGUGCUUGUACUUUAGCGUUGGGAAUACCAUAAAUAGUAUCAAGCUGUCCGUUGGGCCAACCACUUCUACUGUUGUAGUGCAAGACAUUGGACGGGUUUUUGCCAUUGCAGUGGACGUGGAAGACAACUUUAUCUAUUGGAGUGAUUUUGGGAUUGGUACUAUCAAAAGAAUGAAUCUUCAAACGAACAAAAAAGAAAACGUAGCGGAAAGUGUCGGUAAAGUGGAAGGAAUAGCCAUAGACUGGAUUGAUAAAGACAUCUUUUGGACAGACACAACCAACAACCGAAUAGAAAAGGCAAAGGUUGACGGAAGUGACAGAAAGAUACUGUUUGAUAGAGACAUUGACCAGCCUCGAGGUAUUGCUGUUGAUUUGGUCAAUGGGUACAUCUUCUGGUCAGAUUGGGGGUCAAAUCCUAAAAUUGAAAGAGCCACCUUAGAUGGGAAGGAAAGAGUCAUCAUUGUGGAAGCGAGCUCCAGCACCCCCUUGAAGUGGGUAAAUGGUGUAAUAGUAGACUAUGCUGACCCAGAAAGCGUAAUUUAUUGGGUCGAUGCUGGUCUGGGUGUGGUCGGCAGAGCUGAUCUGGACGGACGCAAUCGAAAACUAUCAAAAAACUUAACGAACAGUAUUUUGUUCGCUAUAGCACUUCACAAUGAAACCUUGUACUUGUCUGAUAAUACAGCAAAGACAAUUAGGUUGGUGGACAAAAAAAGCCUGAAAUAUCUUGGAAAACUCGACUUGUCUUUCCCAGAAAUACUUGGAAUUACUGUAUUAGAUGGAUCAAGGCAACCCUUAAAUCUGGUAGCAGUCAGCAUUACCUUGGAAAUGAAAAUGGAAGAGUGGGAGGAAGAGAAAUUUAAACAAGCAGUCGUGAAAGGGAUAAGAGACUACUGCUAUGAGGAUGCAUGCAGUUACAAUUCAAGAAAUACAACCAUUGCAGGGAAAUUAUGCAGCACCUUUCCAAAUGACUCCAACGCCGGUUCAGUUCAGAUCAGGGUCCUAAAGAAACCUGGAGAGUUUUUAGUUUUAAAUCAAACUAAAGUGGUUUUUUCACUUAUUCUUCAAACCCAAUCCAAUUCAACCCGUUCGGUUGUGAAAAACAACACUUUGGAUUAUGUUGUACAAAAGAGUGUCUACUAUAUCAGCAAACACUUAGGUGGUUACAAGGUUGUCUAUGUAAAUAGUAAACCUCCAUCAUUCGAACAAUUUUGUGAUGUUACGGGAAACAAGGAGAACCGCAAUGAAAAGACCAUUGCCUCAAUAAUAGCAGGAAUAAGCAGUGGAAUCAUUCUCUGGGUGGUUAUCGUUAUUGCUGGCAAAAAAAUUCGGCGGCGCAGGCGGGGAAAUCAGGAAGCCCAGGGGAGAGAUAGUGAGGAAGCCGGAAGGGAACAAGAGAACCCCUAUGAAGAAAUCCCAGAUGUAGCUGUUGACACCAGAAAUGGUAACCCAAACGAUAACCGCACAAACCAUAUAGGGGUUACGGAGCAGCCUCAGGCGAACAAUUUCGAAGUGGAGAAUCAAAUCAAUUCCGGAAACGAAGAAAUAAACCUAAACAACUUUAUCAAGGGUCAUAAAAAUACAGGUAACAGAGGAAAGAAAUCCACCAACUUCACACUUGGUUGCUGGAAAAAUAAGAAUUUGGAAAAAAGCAAUGAAAUACACGUAAACCCCUCAAAUAAGAAGACAGACGGGCAGUGGUUUGGUGGAAUCAACAAGAAUGAUGAUGGGAAAGAAAAGCAUAUGUCCACGCCGUCACCUUUUCCUGACACAAAACGUGGUGCUGGAGAUGGUGGUGGGCUCAACAAUAGUGGUUACGCGUGCAAUGCAUGAUUUCCGGUGGAGCAAUGUCAAGUUCACGGACAGCGAAGUAAGAAUGGCUUCUCGAUUCGCUUCAUCGACCCAGCAAGAAAUUGAGAAAUUACUUGAGGAUAAAGAUUCAGAAAAUACUAAAAGCCAGAGAUCGACAAAAGUGGCGGAGGAGCUGUUCUAAUUUCUUUAAAACAAUGUAUGAUAAAACAAUUAUUGGAUUCGGUUUUUUUUUUACCACACAGUUGUACAUUUUAAGUGUU
Messenger RNA from Stylophora pistillata, 2445 nucleotides. RefSeq lists its product as uncharacterized. The record is from RefSeq and is a predicted model, not a curated record. Lineage: Eukaryota; Metazoa; Cnidaria; Anthozoa; Scleractinia; Pocilloporidae.